AUGAAGCCAGCAGAGAUCAGAUUCUCUCUACAGAGACCUCUACAGCACAGACAUCCAGACAUGGCACCUUCAAUCACUACAGCAAUGACCAACUCUCAGGAACAUCUGACUCUGACACACAAGCUCAGAAAGCCUCAGGUGGAGAAGUUACGCAGAGAGCGAAUCAACAGCAGCAUUGAGCAGCUCAAGUCUCUCCUGGGUCCAGAGUUCCUCAAACAAGAGCCAGACUCCAAGCUGGAGAAAGCAGACAUCCUGGAGAUGACAGUUUGUGUCCUCAGACGACUGCAGCAGCAGAAUCACCAGCAGAGAAGACUGCUGAACCACUUCAACAAGCUGCAGCCUUCCUCUGAUAAGAACCUGAGAGUCCAGACCAGCAUCAGCAAAGAGGAGAGUCCAGCCAACAGCGCCCCCUGGAGGCCGUGGUAGACACCAAGACUGAAGUUUCUACCAGACAAACUGAGACGACCACAUUGGUCAAAGAACACUGGACUGAAAUCUUAUGAACUUAUUCUUCUGUGUGUACAGAAGGCCUUUUGUUUUCAUGCUCAGUGAUGAAUUUCCUCAGGGAAUUACUGUAACAUUGUCUUUCAAGUUUAGAAAGAGACUCCCUUCUCAUGCAUGUUGCAUGAUUUAAACCUGAUUGCAUCUGCAAUCAUUGUCAUAGCUCAGUGUUCUUGCUGACAUUGAAUAAUGAACCUUAAUCUCUGUGAUUAGACAAAAGUGAUCUUUUGUAAGAUCAGAAUGUUUAACCUUCUUAACGUCACAGUUUCAUGUGAUUCUUUAAGAAUUCACCACGUCAUGUUUUUAAUGAUGGUGAUUAUUUUUAGUAGUAACAAUCAUGUUGGUCAGAAGUUAUUUGUCCUUUAUUAGGUCAGCUUGUAAUGUCAUUCCUCACCUUUAUGUGAGGUUUUAUAAAUGAUCUGUUCUAGGAUCAGUGUAGGCUUUUAUUCCUAAAAGGUGUCUUAAUAUCCCUCUGUCACUAAGUGGCUGUCAUAUGUCUUAUAUGAGUAUUCAGGUAUUCAUCAGUUUUGAACCUGCUGUGAUCAGAACAUUCAGAUCUGUUUAAAGAUCAGAUUUUAAUGUCUUGCUUUUUUUUAAUUUAAAGCGAAUCCUGUUUAUUUUUUGAAAAUGAUGAUUUACCCGUCUGUGAAUCCUUCUCAUUAUUGUCUCGUCUUUUAAAAAGACUUUUCCUUUGUGAUGUAGACGUGAUCUCCAGGAUGUUGUUGUGAUGUUUGGUCACAUCUACUCACAGAUUCUCGUGGCUCUUUGAAUAAACAAAGAUUGUCUAA
Molecule: messenger RNA, 1289 nt
Organism: Labrus mixtus (cuckoo wrasse)
Lineage: Eukaryota; Metazoa; Chordata; Actinopteri; Labriformes; Labridae
Product: enhancer of split mbeta protein-like
Exons: 2
Coding region: 1-426 (141 amino acids)
Biological process (GO): regulation of transcription by RNA polymerase II; regulation of neurogenesis; anterior/posterior pattern specification
Cellular component (GO): nucleus
Molecular function (GO): RNA polymerase II cis-regulatory region sequence-specific DNA binding; DNA-binding transcription factor activity, RNA polymerase II-specific; protein dimerization activity
Source: RefSeq, a predicted model, not a curated record